GUUUUUUUUUAUCUAUAUACUCUUUCUUUUUCAACUUAUAUUGAUGCCGCCAAAAAAAAAAUCUGCAAAGUCACAAGCCAAGGCGAAUGCUCCUAAAAGAAAGUUGGAUUUGACUAGUCCUAGAUGUUAUUUAACCAAUCACGAUGACUUGAAGCCUGUACUUAGGGAAAGACUAGGAUUACUUUCAGAAGAAGAUCAACAAGAAUUGAUAUCUUUAGUACCAGCUUGUGAUCAACAUCAUACCACUAUCUUAUCUGCUUUGGAAGAAAACCCGGUGUUUUGGGAAUCAUUAGAUGAAUGGCUCAUUCUUUUGAGAUCAGGUUAUUUGAAACCUCCCAAGAAAGUACUUGAUGAUGAAGAUUUGAAAAAUAUACCCUGGAAGGAUGAACAAUUUGAAAGUUAUUGGGGCGAACUUGAAGAACAAAAAAACCAACAAAAACCAAAAAGACGUACACGAUCUACCACAGUACCAUCAGAUAUCGUUGAAUCAGAUUUAUCAACCACAAGAAAAAGAAGAGGCAGGGCACCUAAAAAUCAAGUCACCAAGAACGAAGAUUGAAAAUAUUUAUAUCAUAAAAGAAAUAUAUCGUGAAUCAGCUGGAUAUUAUGUAUAUACAAAAAAAAAAAAAAAAA
Halteromyces radiatus is the source of this 633-nucleotide messenger RNA. RefSeq lists its product as uncharacterized. NCBI's taxonomy places the organism in Eukaryota, Fungi, Mucoromycota, Mucoromycetes, Mucorales, Cunninghamellaceae. The transcript is spliced from 3 exons. The coding region runs from base 44 to 559 and encodes 171 amino acids. The record is from RefSeq and is a predicted model, not a curated record.